Messenger RNA from Epithele typhae, 1848 nucleotides. RefSeq names its product FAD-binding domain-containing protein. The coding region runs from base 1 to 1848 and encodes 615 amino acids. The transcript is spliced from 6 exons. Lineage: Eukaryota; Fungi; Basidiomycota; Agaricomycetes; Polyporales; Epitheliaceae. The record is from RefSeq and is a predicted model, not a curated record. Gene Ontology annotation, molecular function: FAD binding; oxidoreductase activity.
AUGUCGAAGAUCCAGGCCAUUCUUCCGCUCCUCGCUCUAGCAGCGUCGUUCUCCAGCUUGGCGACUGCCGCUUCAGUUUCCUCCAACAACUGUCGCUGCCUCUUUGGCCAUCCCUGCUGGCCCUCCGACUCCGACUUCUCCGCGCUCGCUUCAAGGCUCUCUCAGCCGCUCCUUCGUCCCAUCCCCCCUGCCACUCCCUGUUACAUCGACGGCCCGGAUUCUCCGGCAUGUGCCGAGGCCAACAGCAGUUGGUACAACGCUGUGUGGCGCGCAGACCAGAGCGGAGCCCAGCAGAACACCCAGUUCGAGACCUUCAGGUUCCCGAACCGUACGAUCGACGCCUGCUACUUGAACACUACGCUUGGCGUGCCGUGCGGCCGAGGGAGCGUGCCUGUCGUCGGGGUCGACGCCCGCGGCGCAGCGGAUGUCCAAGCAGCCGUGAAGUUUGCGGCGAAACAUAACCUGAAGGUCGUCGUCAAGAGUACUGGACACGACUACUUGGGACGAAGCGACGGUCGCGGAGGUUUCCUCAUCUGGACGCACCACAUGAAGAAUAUCACAGUGCACCCUACGUUUUCCCCCGCUGGAGCUCCGAGCAACGAGACAUACGAUCUUGCUAUUACGCUCCAGUCCGGUGUACAGUGGCAUGAGGCCUACGACGCCGUCACGGCCGUCAACCGCACCAUGAUCGGCGGUCUAACUAGGGGCGGUACAGUCGGUGCCGCGAGUGGUUGGCUACUUGGCGGAGGCCACAGCGCCCUCUCCCCGAACUACGGCCUCGGCGUCGACAAUCUCCUCGAGAUCACCGUCGUCUCCGCGAACGGCACCGAGCUCACCGCCUCCGCGCACCAGAACGCCGACCUUUUCUGGGGGCUCCGUGGUGGCGGCGGCGGCUCCCUCGCCGUCGUCAUCUCCGCAACGUACCGCACCCACCAGAACCCGCCGAUCCUCGCCGCGUUCCUCAAUUUCGCGACCCUCGGCACGAACGUGCCCUCGCCCGGCGCGCGCGACGCCUUCGGCGCGUUCAUCGCCGCCCAGGGAGCACUCUACGACGCCGGCUGGGGCGGCUACGCCAAUGUCGUCCCCACCGCGGCCGCGUGGAACUUCAGCGCGUUCAUCAUCAGCCCGUCCGCGGACCUCGCCGCCGCGAACGCGAGCGUCCAGGCCGUCUUCGCCGCCGCACGCGCGGCCGCGGCGCAGGACCCCGCGCUCGUCCUCUCCCGCGCGACGACGGUGCCGUUCGCGAGCUGGGCGGCGUGGUACAACGCGCUCGGGUUCAACGCGACCGCCGCCGUCGGGUCCGUCGGGAACCCCACCGCGCUCGGCUCGCGCCUCCUGCCGCGCGCGCUCAUCGACGCGGACCCGGCGCGCGUCGCGGACGCGCUCCUCGGCAUGGACGCGCAGAUCGAGUACUGUCUUGUCGCGCCCGGGGGCGAAGCGGCGGGCGUCGCCCCAGACGCGAUGGCGCUCAGCCCGGCGUGGCGCGGCGCGCUCGCGCAGGUCAUCGUUGGGGAGGUCUGGACGGAGAGCAAGGGGGACACCGCGGACGAGGUCGACACGAUCAUGGGCCGGAUCGAGGCGAGCACCCGGGUCCUGCGCGAGCUCGCGCCGGACUCGGGCUGCUACUUCAACGAGGCGUCGACGCUCGAGCCGGACUUCCGGCAGGUGUUCUUCGGGUCGAACUACCCGGCGCUGAAGAAGGUCAAGGCGCGGUACGACCCCCAUCAGCUCUUCGUGGUGAACAAGGGCGUCGGGUCGGAGGACUGGGACGCGGACUUGGCGUGCCGGUGUGAUGGGUCGCGGGCUGACAAUGGAGAACUUGCGGACGCACGCCGGGAUAUCAUCUAG